AUGAAUCGAUCUAAUGUUUAUCUACUUGAUUUACCAAAUGAAAUAUUAUUUAAUAUUUUAAAAAAGCUUCAAAAUGCCGAUGUUCUUUAUUCAUUACUUGGUAUUAAUAAUAAUCGACUUGAUAAUAUCGCACGAAACGCAAUGUUUUCCAAUAUUCUUAAUUUCAUAUCAAAUGUUCAAAAUACAAUAAUAAAUGAUUUUCAACUUAAUCGAUUUUGUGAUUAUAUCUUACCUGAAAUUUCUCACAAUGUCAAAUAUCUUAUUGUUGAAUCAAUGUCUAUAGAACGUAUUCUUCUCGCUACUCAUUAUCCAAAUUUAAUUCAUUUGAAAAUUUUUAAUUUUCAAUGCGACUAUUCAUUACAAUAUUUUACAGAUGAUUCAUCGCUUCGUCAAAUUUUCAAACAACAGAUUAAAAAACUUGAUCUUGUGAAUAAAGAUAGCGAAGUUGGACUACGAUUAUCAAGUGAUUACACAAAAAAAGUAUACGCACAUAUAUUGACUUACUUCGAAAAUCUUGAGCAUUUAAACAUUAUUCAAACAUCCAGUUUCGGAUAUCCAUCGUUAAGACUUUCCAGAUUACCAUCAAAUACUUUUUCUUCUAUAUUUCUUACUUAUUUAUCUAUUCGUGUGACAGAUUAUACUGAUUGUCUUUAUUUACUUGAUGGUCGUCUCAAACAAUUAAAUACAUUCAUUGUUCAAAUUUGUUGCAUGAAUAUGGACUCUUCAAUUGUAUAUAAUAGGGAUGAUCUACCUAAUCUUACAUGUUUUUCAUUAAUUUCCUACACUUUGAUUGAAGAAAAUGAAAAUAGAAUUGUAUCUCUUCUUCAUCGUAUGUCGAAUCUGGAAAAACUAACUUUAUAUUUACGCUUUGUUUCUCAGAACAAAUUCAUUGAUCCAAAAUCUUUUAUGAACAACUUAUCAACAUAUAUGACACGAGUUUAUUCACUGAAAUUUUAUUUUAGUAUCGAAAAUAAUAGAAAUGAUACUCUUGAUUAUUCGUUCAAUAUUAAUAUACAAUCUCAAGAAACAUCAAAUAUUGUUUGUUAUAGUGUCAACACAGUUACGUAUCAUGUCUUUACGCUUCCUUUCGAGUUCAUCAAGCUCGUAUCUAUUGGUAAUAUAUUUCCAAAUAUUGUAUUCAAUAAUGUUAUCGAAUUAUGGAUACACGAUAUUAUUCCAUUUCAACAUGAAUUCUUCCUACGAAUUACUCAAUCUUUUCCAUUACUCCAACGUCUAUUUGUUACUGAUUUAACAUCAUUAUCAUAUAAGAGAAAGAAAUCACCUAAUAAUAUUCAAGCAGAUCAAAUCGUUAAAUAUCCUCAUCUCAUUUUACUUGAUAUUAAGGGACUAAAUAAUGAUUGUAUUGAGCAAUUUCUCAAUGAAACCAAAACAUAUUUACCAUGUUUAACUAUAUUACGUGUCUCCUAUGAACAGUUACAAAUAACUACAGAAGAUUUUACACGAGAAGUAACACGAAAGAAUUGUGCCAAUGUGAGAAGAUUAAUCACAGGAAGGGAAAUUGUUGGUUCAAAAGAUUAUCAUUACUAUUUUCCUUUGUUGUAA
Molecule: messenger RNA, 1563 nt
Organism: Adineta steineri
Lineage: Eukaryota; Metazoa; Rotifera; Eurotatoria; Adinetida; Adinetidae
Source: the annotation of a GenBank genome assembly